Schizosaccharomyces japonicus yFS275 is the source of this 839-nucleotide messenger RNA. RefSeq names its product prorein methyltransferase Mtq2. The coding region runs from base 162 to 839 and encodes 225 amino acids. Gene Ontology annotation, cellular component: nucleus. The transcript is spliced from 5 exons. The record is from RefSeq and is a predicted model, not a curated record. Gene Ontology annotation, molecular function: methyltransferase activity; nucleic acid binding; protein-glutamine N-methyltransferase activity. Lineage: Eukaryota; Fungi; Ascomycota; Schizosaccharomycetes; Schizosaccharomycetales; Schizosaccharomycetaceae.
CAGAGUCUGAUGCCCAAUUGUUUCUUCUUUAUUUGUAUUGACAUGUAGAUUAAUCUUGCAAAGAGAUUGAACAUUUACUAGUUACGAUUUAUAAAACAACGAGUUUCCACACGAAUCCUGAUCACCAUUGAUGAGGACGAAAACUAAAAAAUAAUAGUAAUAUGGGAAUUCCAACACCAAAUACCGAUCAUUUAAGUGAAAAACAGUUUUGGGAUGUGUAUGAACCAGCUGAGGAUACUUUUGCUUUACUUGAUGCUUUAGAAGAGGAUGCAGAAGAGCUACGAGAAAAAUAUAAAAAUGCAUUACCUAUUGUUGUAGAAAUUGGAUCCGGUUCAGGUUGUGUUUCUGCCUUUACAAAAUAUGGAGUGCUGGAAAACGUUAAUAGCUUAUAUUUUUCUACUGAUAUUUCCAUGUUAGCUUGCCGGGCUUCGAGCAUUACAAUGGCGAAAAACAAGACACCGUCUUGUUCAGAAUCCUUCUCUGAUAUUAUAAAUACAAGAUUUAUUCAAGCUUUAAGACUUCGGAAAUCUGUGGAUAUUCUUAUUUUCAAUCCCCCGUAUGUUCCUACAGAGACUCAGGAGAUACCUUUAGAGGGAACGAUAGCAGCAGCUUGGGCAGGGGGAUUUGAUGGGAUGGAAGUAACUUCAAAAUUGCUAGACUCGCUCGAUGACAUAUUAUCUCCCACUGGUGUUUUUUAUCUUGUGACAGUGGCCAGAAACAAACCAAACGAAAUCAUAAAGCAAAUGGAGUGUCGUGGCUUUAAGGGUUCCAAUGUUUUGGUUCGAAGGGCAGGUGGUGAAACAUUAAGUAUUUUGAAGUUUUAUAGACUGAGAUAUUGA